Messenger RNA from Arabidopsis arenosa, 1278 nucleotides. Lineage: Eukaryota; Viridiplantae; Streptophyta; Magnoliopsida; Brassicales; Brassicaceae. The record is from the annotation of a GenBank genome assembly.
CCACAUUCUAUCUUCACAAAAACAGGAAGAGAAACAAGAAGAAUGAAGACUUCCAUGAGCAUCAUCGUCUUCUUCUUCUUUGUGACCUUCCUCGCCAUCUCUGCUUCUUCCUUAAACCCUGAGGAAACUUGCAUACAAAGAAACAUCAACCGGUCACAACCUCCAAGCUCUUCACUCGAACACAAGGCAUCAAAGUUCGACUUUCUUGUAGACAAGUUGUGCAGCGACAUGGCUCGUGCCGUCAUGUUCUCUGUGAGGAUAACCGGAAAAUUCCCAUCUCACUAUGUCAAGGCGAUGUGUAAUGUGUUUGGAAAUGAUGAGAAGAAAGUGAAGGAGUAUGUUAUGAAGAAUUGGUUGGGAGGUGAAAAGGUUUUGUUGAAUCUCGUUAGCAAGAAAGACCUUCACAUGGCGUCGAGGAAUCAGGAGAAAUCUCCCAAAGUGCAAGAGCUUUACGACCUCUGCAAAGAGACUUUCACUGGCAAAGCUCCUUCUCCUGCUUCCAUGCCUGUCCAAAAACUAUGCUCUGUGUUGGACUCAGUUAGUCCUGCAGAUGUUGGGCUUGAAGAGGUAUCUCAAGACGAUGAUCGAGGCUAUGGAGUUUCUGGGGUUAGCCGUUUUAAUAGAGUAGGACGAUGGGCACAACCGAUAACAUUCUUAGACAUUCAUGAAUGUGAUACUUUCACAAUGUGUAUUUUCUGCUUCCCAACAUCUUCAGUGAUUCCAUUGCAUGAUCAUCCAGAGAUGGCUGUGUUUAGCAAAAUCCUCUAUGGAUCACUUCAUGUUAAAGCUUACGAUUGGGUUGAACCUCCAUGUAUUAUCACACAAAAUAAAGGCGUGCCCGGUUCUCUUCCAGCAAGGUUGGCCAAAUUGGUGAGUGACAAAGUUAUCACGCCUCAGUCUGAGAUACCGGUGUUGUACCCAAAGACUGGAGGCAAUCUCCAUUGCUUCACUGCACUAACUCCAUGUGCUGUGCUCGACAUUCUCACACCUCCUUACAAAGAAAGUGCUGGCAGGAGUUGCAGUUAUUACAUGGACUAUCCGUUUUCCACUUUCGCAUUGGAGAAAGGAGUGAAGACGGUGGAAGGAAAGGAAGACGAAUAUGCUUGGCUUGUACAGAUUGACACACCCGAUGAUCUUCACAUGCGUCCCGGAUCAUAUACUGGUCCAACUAUUAGGGUCUAGAUUUUUGCGGUUGGUUUUUGUAGCUAAGUAGAGCACUCUUGUAUCAUUCCAAGAUAAAGUUUCUGGAGAAGAUAUCAAUACAAUUUCAGAUUAAAG